Spinacia oleracea (spinach) is the source of this 1715-nucleotide messenger RNA. Its product is annotated as histone H1. The transcript is spliced from 2 exons. Gene Ontology annotation, molecular function: structural constituent of chromatin; double-stranded DNA binding; nucleosomal DNA binding. Gene Ontology annotation, cellular component: nucleosome; nucleus. The record is from RefSeq and is a predicted model, not a curated record. NCBI's taxonomy places the organism in Eukaryota, Viridiplantae, Streptophyta, Magnoliopsida, Caryophyllales, Amaranthaceae. Gene Ontology annotation, biological process: chromosome condensation; negative regulation of DNA recombination; nucleosome assembly. The coding region runs from base 709 to 1284 and encodes 191 amino acids.
AUAGAGGCGAAAGCUAUUGCCUUAGGCCUGAGGUUGGCAUCAUAGUGUUAUGAAAGGGAAGUGGAGGUGGAAUGCGACAACCUGAGAGUCGUUAUCUUGAUCAAUGGAGCGCAAAGAGAGGGCUCUCAACUGGGCAUCAUUGUUCGGGAAAUUAGACACUUAGCUAGUAAUUUUAGUAGCAUUAAAUUUAAUCAUGAAUUUAGAGAGGCCAAUAUGGCGGCUCAUACUAUGGCUCGCCUUAGCCCUCUCGACUUCACGACUCGAGUAUGGGUUGGGGGUUGCCCAAGUAUUUUAGAUGAUGUAAUUGCUUCGGAUUUCUGUUUAAUCAAUAAAGAUAACUAGCGGUACCGGCCGUUUUCCCUAAAAAAAAAAAAAAAAAGUUUAACAUAGUCUUUAAAUCCCAAUGAUGUAAUUUCACCAUUUGAUCAACAAAAAUAUUUCGAAAUUUAACCCUUCAAAUCCAUCAACAAAAACACAAACACUGUUGGAUUGGUUUUCUUCCUAAAACCGCCAUAAUAAAACAACCUUCUAGAUCUUUCCACGUGUAAACUUCUAAAUUCUUAUCUAUACACGUAAUCAAUCCACCUGAUUCUUCAACGACCAAUCACAGGCCACUUAGUGUACCUAUAAAGAACGGCGUUCACUAAACCUCUCUCUAGCAUAUUCUGUUACCACUCCAAAGGAAGGAAAGAGCAACAAACUUCAGCUAUGUCGAACAUCGCAGUUGGAAAGGAAAAUCAACCUCCGCCGCCGGAAACGGAGGCUGAGCUGCCAAAAGUAGAUGCGAAGGCGGAGGAGAAGCCUAAGAGAGGGAGGAAGCCGAAGGUUCUCAAAGAGAAUAAGAAGUCUACGACUCCUCAUCCUCCUUACUUCCAGAUGAUAAAAGAAGCAAUAGUAUCACUGAAUGAAAAAGGCGGAUCAAGUCCAUACGCAAUCGCAAAAUACAUGGAACAAAAACACAAUUCAGUACUCCCUUCAAACUUCAGGAAAAUCCUAGGCUUUCAACUGAAGAAUUCAGUGUCAAAGGGUAAACUAAUCAAAAUCAAAGCCUCCUACAAGCUUUCCGAGGCCGGAAAGAAGAGAGAGAAAUCAUCAUCUUCAUCAUCUACCACCAAGGCUGCCAGAGCAAACGCAGCGAAAGAGCCUACUAAGAGGAAGAAGAAGCCUAAGUCCAGGUCCGUUAGCAAGAUCGAUAACCCACUUCCUAGUAAUAAUAAUAAUCCUACUGGUAAGAGGAGUAAGAGGUCGAAGCCGAAGCAACUCAAAACGAUUGCUAAGAAGUAGAGUUGAUCAAAAUUUCGUGCCGGACUCGAGUUUUGGUCCAAAAAUGCAUAUUAUAGGGGUGCUCAAACCCGUACUUUUACGGGUCGGGCUAUUGGGCCGGACUAUAGAAGUAAGAAGGCAAGCUUAGUUGGCUUUUGGUAAUGGUUUUUAGGGUCUUUAAAAAGAUAUAAAUAUUGUAUUUUGUAAUGGUUUGUGUUUUGUGAGUUUUAGUUUUAGUGUAGGGAAGGUGAUAUGGAGAGGUUAUGUAAUUAUGGGAAUAAGUUAAACUAACUACCACUCCAUAAUAGAUAGCAGAAGCUUAGUAAGGACUAACGAGUAGUUGCCUAUUCUGUCAUUUUGGUUAAUGUGUAUGGACUUGUAUUUUGCUAAGAAUGAGGGAUUGUGCCUUUGUAAAAUAUUUCUCCAAGGAAGGGAAGCUUCAUUUUAUUUCA